GCUCCUUAGUCCUUACUAACGACGUGCCCUUCAAAACAUUGCUUGCGAAAACAAUUGACGAUCACAGCUGUGAGUGAGCUUGUUCAUGGCAAGUGUUGAGCUAGCAAGGACUAGUUAGGCUUUGAUGCAGAGAAGAGAGUUCUCCCAAACACUUCAAUCAAAUAUGGCUUCAUCGAUGGUAGUGGUGGACACUGAGAAGGUGCCUUCAGAACACUACGAAAGGUCUCAGUGGGUGCUCAAUGCUCCUGAUCCCCCCACUACGUGCCACAACUUGAUGGCUUCUGUCACCAACACUAUCUCACCUUACCAAAAUAUCUUUUCUUCUCAAAGACUUGUACUUUCCUUCUUGCGGGGCAUUUUUCCUAUUCUUCGUUGGGGUCAAAGUUACACACAAACCAAAUUCAGGAACGAUUUACUUGCAGGUCUAACCAUUGCAAGUCUCUGCAUUCCUCAGAGCAUUGGGUAUGCCACUUUAGCAAAGCUUGAUCCUGAAUAUGGACUCUAUACGAGUGUGGUGCCACCUCUUAUAUAUGCUGUAAUGGGAAGUUCAAGAGAAAUAGCGAUUGGACCGGUGGCUGUGGUAUCGCUUCUUUUGUCAUCAAUGAUUGAGAAGUUAAUAGAUCCUGGCAUUGAUCCAAAUGGUUACAGAAAGCUUGUUUUCACUGCCACUUUCUUUGCUGGUGUAUUUCAAGCUGCUUUUGGACUCUUCAGGUUGGGGUUCAUUGUGGAUUUUCUGUCUCAUGCUGCUAUUGUUGGAUUCAUGGCGGGAGCAGCUAUAAUAAUUGGUCUUCAACAGCUGAAGGGACUAUUUGGGAUCAAUCAUUUUACCAACAAAACAGACAUAAUCUCUGUCAUCAAAUCCGUCUGGGAAUCGGUUCAUCAUCCAUGGAAUCCUCGCAAUUUUGUCCUGGGAUGUUCAUUCUUCAUUUUCAUCCUGUUUACCAGAUUUCUGGGUAAAAGGAAUAGGAAACUGUUCUGGUUGCCAGCAAUAUCCCCACUUGUAUCAGUUAUGAUAUCAACUCUUGUUGUUUUUCUGACACGAUCUGACAAAAGUGGAGUUAACAUAGUGAGACACAUCAAAGGAGGACUCAAUCCAAUCUCUAUCAAUCAGAUUGAGUUCAAUAGCCCCCAUAUUGGAGCAUUGGCCAAAAUUGGACCAGUUCUUGCUGCUGUUGCACUCACUGAAUCAGUUUCUGUUGGCCGAUCUUUUGCAUCCAUGAAAGGAUACCAUCUUGAUGGAAACAAGGAAAUGGUGUCAUUAGGCUUCAUGAACAUCAUAGGAUCCUUCACCUCUUGCUACGUUGCAACUGGUUCUUUCUCCCGCACGGUGGUUAAUUUCAGUGCGGGUUGUGAAACAUUAGCGUCAAACAUUGUGAUGGCCAUAGUGGUGAUGAUAUCACUACAAUGUUUGACGAAAUUACUGUACUUUACCCCAACUGCUAUUCUGGCUUCAAUAAUCCUUUCAGCACUCCCGGGACUCAUAGACAUCAAUGAAGCUUACAGAAUAUGGAAAGUUGAUAAGCUUGAUUUCCUUGCUUGCAUUGGAGCCUUCUUCGGGGUUCUCUUUGCGUCAGUGGAAAUUGGUCUGCUAGUGGCAGUGACAAUAUCUUUGACAAAGAUAAUUUGGAUCUCAAUUGGAGCAGGCACAGAAACUUUGGGAAGACUACCCGGCACAGAUGUGUUCUGCAAUGUACAACAGUAUCCUAUGGCUGUUAAGACUCCUGGAGUUGCAAUAAUACGCGUAAAGUCUGCAUUGCUUUGCUUUUCUAACGCCAAUUCAGUCAGAGAAAGGAUCCUGAAGUGGAUCACUAGGGAAGAGGCAGAGAGGAACACGGAAGGCAACAUCAGUAGCAUAAUUCAGCUCGUAAUCCUUGACACCUCCAAUUUGGUGAGCAUCGACACCUCAGGAAUUGCUUCUCUAGAGCAACUAAAUAAGAGUUUGGUCUCAAAUGGGAAACAGCUAGCAAUUGCCAAUCCAAGUUGGCAAGUGAUUUACAAGCUGAAGGCGACCAACUUUGUGACAAGAAUUGGAGGAAGGGUCUUCUUGACUAUUGGAGAAGCUAUUGACUGCAAGCUGGAUUUCUAAAUUGCUACUGAUUGAAACGUGUCUUUGUUUAAAAUCUUAGCUUUCGUGUCUGGUUUGAAUAAUGUUGUAAAAUUGUACUCGUAUAUGAUUAUGAUGCUUCUUUUGUGUGUUUGGAUUUCCUGCCCCGGAGUACAAUAUAGUGGGACAGAAGAAUAAUCAAUUCCUGUUUAGGCACACACUUAUGAAUUAUAUUGGUUUGUGCCUAUCCUAACAUGUAUAAAACAACUAUAUGAUUUGUGUGAAAGUUUAUGUCUCCAUCAGCGUA
Messenger RNA from Cajanus cajan (pigeon pea), 2351 nucleotides. Its product is annotated as sulfate transporter 2.1. Gene Ontology annotation, cellular component: membrane. Gene Ontology annotation, molecular function: secondary active sulfate transmembrane transporter activity. The record is from RefSeq and is a predicted model, not a curated record. Gene Ontology annotation, biological process: sulfate transmembrane transport. NCBI's taxonomy places the organism in Eukaryota, Viridiplantae, Streptophyta, Magnoliopsida, Fabales, Fabaceae.